UAGCACCGGGCAUUCAAUUAACUGCGACCAUCAGAAAAUGGCAGGAUUUACAGUGUUUGUGCAGUUUCUGUUGGUAAACCUAUUGCUGAAUGAAGAGUUUCCAGGAGUGACAUUGCCUUGGCCAUUUUCAGAAGAAUAUUUGACAACAGUUGCUCGUCAGAGUUAUGAGCUAAGAAUGGACCCAUCGGACAUGAUUCCGUUUGAAACAUCUCAUGUAUAUCAGUCGGUUAUAACGAGAUUGUCUGUCGGUCGAGAACUUGAACUUCAAUUGGGUGAUAUUGUUUUUGGAGACAUUGACAGACACUAUGUUAGUCGCUAUCAACGGAUGAUCAGUAAAUGGUACCAGACGCUCAACCUGAAUUCUGCUCAGAUUAUGCUUUUACAAGACCGCCAGUGGAUGCAAAGUUCUGAUUCGACAACACUUUUACCAACACCGGCCUUACAGACAACAUUCGAAUCUUACCCUUUAACGUCGCAUUCAAACCAUGUAGACGCAUCUCAGGUUCAGUCUCCUUCUUGUGAGCCAGUGGAUGGUCAAUCGAGCCAGAACAUACCAGAACAUGCCACGCCUUCCUUAGGGACAAUCUUUGAACAAAAUGCUGAGUCUAGAAGUUCAACUCACAGUCAUCAUUUUCCGAAUGGAGCGUCUGGAGCUUUAAACGUUACACUGCAUCAGUAUAAUUUUAUUAAAAAUGAAACAGACACAUACGAAAACAAUAAUACACUUGAAUCACCCGACUUGCCACAGUAAUCUUUGGAAACAUCUUUAAAUGCCAGGUUCGGAUAAGUCUCAGAUCCAAGUAAUCCCACGAAAAGGCAGUCUGAAGAUCACAAUUAUCAAAAUACUCCAACAGCUGAUAAUUCGCAACACAAUGGAUUAAAUUGGGAAUCUUCGGAGUUUCCAUCUGGAACAUGUACUGUCUCAAGUAGUUCAAGCUCAGGAUCAAGAUCAGUUGACGGCUCUCUAAACCCAGUUGAUAGACAAUCCACACCAGAUGCGGUGCCUCAACAAAAUGCUGUCCAGCAAGAAAUGUCAAUAGCAAACAGUGUACCUAGACAUGACACUGAUACAUUGCUCUCUAGAAUACGCAGAGCGUAUGCGGGAUUACGACAGCACACAGAUGAAACAUUGCCGCAAUCAGUUAGAUUUCCCAGAACAGUGACGGGCCCUAUUGAACAGCCAGAACAAGAAAUUACGAGAACAAGCAUGCGAACUAGACUAAAUGAAAGGGGAACUGGGCUCAAUCAAGUGAGUAGCGAUACAGGUUUUGAGCCGCGAAGGGUUAACCAUUUACAACUAGAGUCGGGCAUUGUCAGAAGAGAUACGAAUUCCAGAAGUUCAACACAUCAAGGGUCUGUUUCGAGCCGAGAUUCAACACAUUCCCAAACACAUGAACAGUUCGAUGUAUCAUUAAGCACAUAUGGAAACUACUGUACCGCACCCAUCAGACCUCUUGAUCAGUAUGAAGAAGUAAGACGGCGAAAAAUUGAAGAAGGCAUUGAUAUCAUAAACAAAGAUGUCAGUAAACGUGUGCUAUACAUAGUGAGCAAGACGAAUAAAAUCUGGACUGCAUUUAAGAAUCAACUUGAUGACAAAGAUUCUGAUUUUCAACGGAUAAAGGACACACAAAAGCGAAGAAUAUUUACUGACAUGAACCGAAAAAUAGAUACCAUACGAACAGUGGAACAAGAUUUAGUUCAGCUUCUAAAGAAAAGGUUAGGAACCCUCAGACAGGGACAGACUAUCCAGCAAUUAUUUGACCAAAUCAUCCAACAUUGUUUGAGGACGUUACAGCAGAUUGUGAGAGAAAUAGAUGAAUAUCUCAACCGAAUAUAAACGAACAGCAACUGGUAGGGUGAAAAUGGCGUGGCUAGAACCAUUUAACAUGUCAACAUGUGCACAUUGAAAUAAGCACUUUAAAUUUGGACAACGUUUAAUUCUUAUAGGUUUGUUAAGUUUGAAAUCUGUAAAAGCAUUUUUCUAGUAAUACUAUCCGUGUACACAUUACGUCUUCUUGUAAUUUUGUAAAUAAAUAUUACUCAUUUACGAUACUUAAUAUGGAUACUCUACUGGCCAUGACUACCAUGUUUGUUCAUUUAUACAACAUUAAACUUAUGCAUUUAGUUCAGAAAUGAUAUCGUUGUGUAUUGCUCC
Messenger RNA from Dreissena polymorpha, 2155 nucleotides. RefSeq lists its product as uncharacterized. Lineage: Eukaryota; Metazoa; Mollusca; Bivalvia; Myida; Dreissenidae. The transcript has 7 exons. The record is from RefSeq and is a predicted model, not a curated record. Bases 1031 to 1837 code for a protein of 268 amino acids.